Molecule: messenger RNA, 2204 nt
Organism: Puccinia graminis f. sp. tritici CRL 75-36-700-3
Lineage: Eukaryota; Fungi; Basidiomycota; Pucciniomycetes; Pucciniales; Pucciniaceae
Exons: 17
Coding region: 131-1921 (596 amino acids)
Biological process (GO): glycerophospholipid catabolic process
Cellular component (GO): cytosol
Molecular function (GO): A2-type glycerophospholipase activity
Source: RefSeq, a predicted model, not a curated record
AAGAUCCAGAGAGAAAAAGAAGGCCUAGAAACAAAUUGAAAAUUCACAGGUUUUUCGCUACAGGAGAGAGGCUUCAACGCCAGCGACGGUCUCGAAUCACACGGAGGGCUCAUCAAUUCCACUAGCCGGGAUGAUCAGCCUCCUUCUUAUUAUGUUGAUCAGCUCAUGGACGCCAGCAGGUUCCAUGUCUGACCACAGGCGGCGGGAUUUGGCCAUUGAGGCAAGCCCUUCUGGAGGCUACGAGCCCAUCGUGGUGCGGUGCCCGGCCAAUUUCACCAUCCGAGUGGCUGGGACUGAUUCCGACUUCUUGGGCCAAAAGGAGGCCGACUACAUCGCCCAGAAGGCCGCCAAAUCGACGGACCUAUGGCAAACAUAUCUGGCUGGGGUCGGCCUAGCCGACUUCGACCUCGCAAACUUCACCACCUCAAACCCUGUCGCCGGAGAGACCGUCCCAAACAUCGGGAUAGCCAUGAGUGGCGGCGGGAUCAGAGCGCUCAUCGGCGGCGCUGGAAUACUGGACGCAUUCGAUAACCGGAACCCGGAGGCGGUGAAUGCUGGCACCGGAGGGAUCCUCCAACUCGCAAAUUACAUCACUGGAUUGUCUGGUGGUUCAUGGCUACUAGGUUCCUGGGCAACCAGCAACUUCCCGAGAUUCACCGCACUAAAUCAAACGGUUUGGAGGCUGACAGAGCCAAGUAGUUAUACCAGUUGGAACUCAGUUAAAAGAUAUCCCAAAGCCAUCUCACAAGCCAAGAGGAAGUCAAAGUCUGGCUUCCCGACCAGUCUAGUAGAUGUGCAAUCUUAUAUCUUAUCACGGCAUUUGAUAAAUGACACCCACCAUGGCUCGAAAGUUCUCUUCUCGUCGAUUCGUAAUACGACUGAAUACCUGAACCGCCAAGCUCCGUUUCCCAUCUUACUUUGUACAUCCAGGGUCAACGGCGUGUCUGAAAUCAACUCCGAUACGCCAAUCUACGAGUUUAAUCCUGAGGAGUUUGGAGUAUGUCAUCCAACACUGAAAGCGUUUAUUCCGCUCGAAGAUCUGGGCUCACGGAUGGAAGCCGGGAAGCCAGCUAGGGAGGAUUCUUGUGUCCAAGGCUUUGACAAUGCUGGAUUCGUCAUUGGUGCUAGUAGCAAUGUUCUGAGCCAGCCUGGAUUUCGUAAAUUUUCCUGGAAAAAUAUCUUACCCGAGGCGUAUGACAAGAUCACGAAUCACAUCUAUGAUGAAGCAAUUGUCCCUAAUCCUUUCUAUCAUAUGGGGAUGGGCCCAAUAAAUGGCUCUGGCUACCCGGAACGUGAAAGUAAGAAUCUUUAUCUCGCAGACGGGGGAUGGGGUGGUGAGAUUUUACCAUUCUGGCCGCUCCUGCAGCCUGAUCGGAAACUGGACGCAAUCAUCGCCAUAGACUUCAGUGCUGAUGGGCCCAGUAUGUAUCACGGUGCAUAUCCUAAUGGGACAAGUCUCUUCAACACCUACAAGAAGACCCAAGAAGACGCGUACAAAAACAUACAUUUUCCAAAAAUUCCUGAAAUCGAUGGCCCGUUCACGGAGAAAGGCUUGGCUAAAAAACCCUCCUUCUUUGGAUGCCAUGAUCAAUUGGCCCCUAUCGUCAUUUACCUGCCUAAUUAUUUCGUCGUCACAGACACAAACCAAGCAACGAUGAAAGCCGAAUACAGUCAAGGAGAAAUUGAUGCAUUUUUCAAAAAUUCAUUUGCCAUUGCGACACAAACGAGACCAGGAAAGGAAUCCAACAGUUUUCAAUACGACAAUGAUUCAAUUCAGACACUCUUAGGAAGAGCUGGGCCGAUCACGCAUACCCGAUGGAAGGAGUGUCUGGCAUGUGCUUUGGUCGAUCGACAAGUAACCCGGAAUAAGAUGCAACGAAGUCCCCAGUGCCAGCGUUGCUUUGCCAAGUAUUGCGCCUAAGAACCACGCCUUUUCUCCCUGGAACGCCAAUCCAUGUAUAUAUCAUGGCUCCGUUCAGUCCUGCAAAACGUGGUGGCCAUCAGGCUCUCUCAAUUUUCAAACAAUCUUUGUAAUUUUUUGGUCUUGUUGAAAUAUCCCUGCCCCCGGGAUGGAUCACUUGAGUAGAUGGAUUAUCUUUCUGUUUGUAUCAAACCUUUCUAUCACAGCAUACAUUUCAUUAAUUUUGUCAAUUAUACCAUGUGACAAGAAGGACAUAGGAAUGAAAAUCAACCAUUCAACUCCA